GAAAGGGAGUGGAGUGCGCGGUUGUCCGGGCGGCCAUUGUGAGUACUUUACGAAAUCGCGAUCGUGAUCCCGAGUGUCGUGCGGCAUUCAACCAAGAAAUUUUUGAAGGCGCAAUCUUCUGUGGAGUAAAGUGCUCCGUGUAAAGCCCGGAACGCGCACGAGACUCCAGCCCGAUGGCUGAGACCGACAAGUUGAACAUCGACAACAUCAUAGCUCGGCUCUUGGAAGUUCGAGGAGCCAGACCAGGCAAGAAUGUUCAGUUGACAGAAGUGGAGAUCAGAGGAUUAUGUCUCAAGUCACGUGAAAUUUUUCUGUCACAACCUAUUCUUUUAGAACUUGAAGCACCCUUAAAAAUAUGUGGUGAUAUACACGGGCAGUACUAUGAUUUGUUGCGAUUAUUCGAGUAUGGUGGAUUUCCUCCUGAGAGCAACUAUCUUUUUCUGGGAGAUUAUGUAGAUAGAGGGAAGCAAUCAUUAGAGACUAUUUGUCUUCUUCUUGCCUAUAAGAUCAAGUAUCCUGAAAAUUUUUUCUUGUUAAGAGGAAACCAUGAAUGUGCAUCCAUUAAUAGGAUAUAUGGAUUUUAUGACGAAUGUAAACGUCGUUACAAUAUUAAAUUGUGGAAAACAUUUACUGAUUGCUUCAAUUGUCUACCUGUUGCUGCGAUAGUAGAUGAAAAGAUAUUUUGUUGUCACGGAGGCUUGAGUCCGGAUCUGCAGAGCAUGGAACAGAUCAGACGUAUUAUGCGACCAACGGAUGUACCUGAUCAAGGACUGCUCUGUGAUUUAUUGUGGUCAGAUCCUGACAAAGACACAAUGGGUUGGGGUGAAAAUGAUCGUGGUGUAUCAUUUACAUUUGGUGCAGAAGUGGUUGCCAAGUUUUUACACAAACAUGACUUCGAUCUUAUAUGUCGCGCACACCAGGUGGUAGAAGAUGGUUACGAAUUCUUUGCUAAACGGCAGUUGGUGACGUUAUUCUCGGCCCCGAAUUAUUGCGGCGAGUUUGACAAUGCAGGUGCCAUGAUGUCGGUAGACGAGACUCUCAUGUGCAGUUUCCAAAUCUUGAAACCGGCCGAUAAGAGAAAAUUCACAUAUGGCGGUCUAAAUGCGGGGCGACCGGUGACGCCACCGCGAGGUGCAAACAACAAGAACAAAAAGAAGUAAACUCUUUAGACUUGUCUUUUUAAAUGCGAUGCUUAGGAUUUACAACUGCUAUCCUUGAUCCACCAAUCACAUCCGCAAGAUCUUAAGUAAGAGAGGGAGAGGCAGCGAGAGAGAAAGAAAUAUUUAUAAUAAUAAUAAUAACUAUUAUUAUUAUUUUAUUACGUUUUUUGGUUGACUAUGAAGGCUGCAGAAAUAGUUACAAAGAGUGGAAAAAAAAAAAAAAAAAAAAAUACGUCUAUACUAGAAAAUCCGGAGGAGCGUUGCUUUUCAUAAAAGUUUGUCGGAAGUAGUAAAUGAUAGCGUAUGUUUAUAGCUAAAUAUAUUACAUGUAAAACAAAAAUAGUAGUGAUGAAAACCAAUCUACUGAUAAUAUUAGAGUGGAUCAUACGGACGCCGCGAUAUUCUUUCAAAAACCGUUGCGCAAAGUAAGAAGUAAAACCACAUUGUAUAACUCAUCUUUUGUAUUUGCCAAUUAUAAUAUCUGUGUCUUUUAGUCCUGUCAUUUGUUCACCAACAUCAAUAAUAAUAUCUAAUCAAAGAAACGAGAUAAAGGGCAAUACAUUGAUAAUAUCUUAAGAGCAAUAUUGAUAAUCUCUUGCCAGAAGAAAAGAAAGACAAGAUCUCAAGAUUUUUCGAUAAGUUUACACAUUGAUAUUGUGACGAUGUAGAACAUUUGUCAUGUAUAUCAUAUGUCCGCUUUUGCUUCAUUUUUGUUUCAUUAUGUAAGUAACGCCAUUUAUAAAAAACAUUGACACACGAAUAUUCACGACUAGUGACUAUCUAGAUUUAAUUCCCUAAAGUAUAGAUAUUUAUAUAGCUUGAUAUACUUCUGUAAGUUGCACAAAUUUGUAAACAAUAUUGAAUUAUUACGUCAUACGUACUUUUAUAAAUAUAUAUUUAUAUGAACUGUGGGGGAAAAAAAACUAUAAAGAAAAAAAUAAACAAAGAAAGGGAGACGUGAUUUUUGUUCUAUAAAGUCGAAACAUCUGUAGCGUAAUAAGUCAAUGCGCGCGUGUUCUUAAUUGUCUCUCUUACAACAAGCAUAAGUAAGUAUUCGUGUUACAAUUAUAUUGUAGCAAGGCUUCUCUGGAUUACUUUCAACGAUAAUAUAGUAGUUCAUAAAAGUGAGAUGGUAUCGAUCGUGUGUGAAUAGUGAACAUAAGAGCGCGCAUCGUACAGCGAUUUAAUGUUGUCGUCGUCGUCGUAAUAAGCGUCUAAUUCUGAAGUAAUGCCAAUAAUAAGAAACAACGUGUCCUCUUGCGGUCGGAUGUUUGCGAUUUCUCAAUUGUAAACCCUCUCCUAUCAAAAUGAAUAAUAUUGUUAAUAUUAUUAUAUUGAGACACCUCCCCCGCCACCCCGUCCCUCGCUCUCCUUUUACUCUAGUUUUAUUUAGCGUCUUGUUCAUUUCCAUCAGCACUGUUUUCCCAUUUAUCACUGCACAUCGCACAAAGCACGAAAUCAUCCUCGAUAAUAACUAAAAGACACGAUAUAAAACUACGAAAACAAGAACGACGUGAGGAUCUUACGAGGUUAAAAACUGAUCAUGUUUAGCAUCCUCUUCAAAACAACAAAACCUGUACAUUAAUUUCUUUUAUAAAUAAAAUUCACAUAAAAACAUC
This is a messenger RNA of Pseudomyrmex gracilis, 2779 nucleotides long. Its product is annotated as serine/threonine-protein phosphatase alpha-2 isoform. Lineage: Eukaryota; Metazoa; Arthropoda; Insecta; Hymenoptera; Formicidae. Gene Ontology annotation, cellular component: nucleus; cytoplasm. The record is from RefSeq and is a predicted model, not a curated record. Gene Ontology annotation, molecular function: protein serine/threonine phosphatase activity. The transcript has 5 exons. Bases 174 to 1160 code for a protein of 328 amino acids.